This is a messenger RNA of Oppia nitens, 5729 nucleotides long. RefSeq names its product carboxypeptidase D-like. The record is from RefSeq and is a predicted model, not a curated record. The coding region runs from base 5 to 5131 and encodes 1708 amino acids. Gene Ontology annotation, molecular function: metallocarboxypeptidase activity; zinc ion binding. The transcript has 9 exons. Lineage: Eukaryota; Metazoa; Arthropoda; Arachnida; Sarcoptiformes; Oppiidae. Gene Ontology annotation, biological process: proteolysis.
AAAAAUGUCAUUCAAUAACAAAAUGUUUGCCUUAAUUAUCACGACAUAUGUCUUAAAUCUUUUGGUCAGUUAUUCAUCGACAUCGACGGUCACUAACGAUGUCGACAAACACUAUUUAAAACACAAUCAACUGAUUGAUUAUAUGAAUGAAUUGCACCAAAAGUAUCCAAAUUUAGUGCAAUUGUCAUCCAUUGGGAAGAGUGUCCAACACAGAGAUCUAAUGACAAUCAAAGUGACAAACAAUGUAUCACAAGUUCGGCCACUUUUGAAGCCGAUGUUCAAAUACGUGGCCAAUAUUCACGGUAAUGAAGCACUCGGUCGACACUUGAUGUUAGUUUUGGCAAAAUAUUUGUGCGAAAACUAUGGAUCAGAUAAGAGAGUGACGAAAAUUUUAGACACAACUGAAGUGCAUCUCUUGCCGUCAGUAAAUCCCGACGGCUUCGAGUCGGCCAAAGAGGGCGACUGUUACGGUGCGACCCGACAGUCAGGUCGACAAAAUGCCAAUAAUGUUGAUCUUAAUCGUGAUUUUCCCGAUCAGUUUAUGAAACCUGAAGCUGUCGGCCAACGACAACCGGAAACUUUGGCCACAAUGACAUGGAUUGUGUCCAAUCCUUUUGUAUUGUCUGCCAAUCUUCACGGCGGAUCAGUAGUGGCCAGUUAUCCGUACGACGAUUCGCGCUCACACGCUAUCAGUGGUCACAAAAGUCCGACUCCUGAUAAUACAUUGUUUGAACACUUGGCGAUCACUUAUUCACAGAAACACAAGACUAUGAAGAAUGGAAGCGUUUGUUUGGACGAUAGCUUUACUAAUGGCAUCACAAACGGCGCCGAAUGGUAUGAUGUGUCCGGAGGAAUGCAAGACUUCAAUUAUGUCCACAGCAACUGUUUUGAGAUUACUCUUGAGUUGUCGUGUUGUAAAUACCCUCACGAGUCGGAACUGCCAAACGAAUGGCUUAAUAACAAAGAAUCUCUUCUUACUUAUAUUGAAAAGACUCAAAUGGGAGUUAAAGGCAUUAUCAGAGAUUCCUUGACCGAUAAACCACUUGAAGGAGCCGUUAUUAAUAUUGCCGGUAUUGACCAUAAUGUUAGCACAACUAAUAGAGGGGAAUAUUGGCGUCUGGCUAUGCCCGGUGUCUAUAUUAUAACUGCCAGUGCGACCGGUUAUGAACCAAUGAUCAAAAAAGAUGUCGUCAUUAAAGAUAGCUCAGGAACUAAUGCCGUUGUUGUAGAUUUUAAACUGAAUCCAAUCGGUGGCAUCCGAUAUCCGAGCGAAAAUACACCCGAAAGUGAAGCCGAAGUUAGUGUCGAUAAUCAUAGAAAAUUAGACCAAAGUUCAACUACAAGUGUCCCUACUUUAGAGGGCCAGCAUAKGGAUUAUGGCUUUGUUUCGGGUCAUAACUUAACCGAAACAAAUGAUUUCCUAACAAAAACUGAUUACAAACACCAUAAUUAUACUGAACUUAAAGAAUAUCUUCAAAAACUGAACGCUAAAUAUCCUCAAAUGACUAGACUUUACUCAAUCGGCAAAUCUAUUGAUGAUAGAGAUUUGUAUGUUCUUGAGAUUAGUGUCAAACCUGGAGUACACAGACCAGGUGUACCCGAAUUUAAAUACGUGGCUAAUAUGCACGGGAAUGAAGUAAUUGGUCGCGAAUUAGUACUUUUAUUUGCCAAAUAUUUGCUCGAAAACUAUGGAUCCGACGAUAAAAUCACUAAUUUAGUUAAUACGACAAGAAUUCAUUUGAUGCCAACCAUGAAUCCCGACGGAUACGAGCGGUCAUUGUUGGGCGACUGUAGUUCAGAAUAUGGCAGAGGAAACGCUCAUAGAGUUGAUCUUAACCGCAAUUUUCCGGAUCAAUAUAUGACAUUCAAAGAGAAUAGAGUUCAAGAAAAGGAGACAUUAGCUGUCAUGAAAUGGAUCCAAUCGUUACCAUUUGUUUUAUCAGCCAAUCUUCAUGGCGGCUCUUUGGUUGCCAAUUAUCCCUACGAUGGAAAUGUUGAACAAAGAGAUGGCAUAUAUAGUAAAACUCCUGAUGACGUACUCUUCAGACAUUUAGCAUUAGUUUAUUCUUUGAAUCACGCGACAAUGCAUUUGGGAAAGUCGUGUCCAAAAGAUUGCGGUAUUAUGAACGAGAACUUUACGUAUGGCAUCACCAACGGUGCCAAAUGGUAUGCACUGUACGGAGGAAUGCAAGACUGGAAUUACUUGCACUCAAAUUGUUUUGAGAUUACACUUGAAUUGGGUUGUCGUAAAUAUCCGUACGAAUCGGAUAUUAAAAUGUUUUGGAAUCAAAACAAGAAACCGUUGGUCACAUUCAUGGAAGAGGUUCAUAAAGGUGUCAAAGGAUUUGUUGUCGACACCGAUGGAAAACCAGUACCCAAUGCAACCAUUCGUGUAGAAGGCAUAGCACAUGACGUUCAAUCAGCUACUGAUGGAGACUAUUGGAGACUUCUUUUGCCGGGUUUUUAUCAGAUCAAUGCUUUCAAGAAGGGUUUCGGUUCACAAACUCAGAAGAUUCGUGUGACCAAUGGUUUGGCCACACAAAUCAAUUUUACGAUAGAAUCCGGUUACGAUGAUUGGUCACAAAAGUAUGAUUACAACAUUGAACCAAAUUUGAUGGCCGAUAAAUAUUUGAAUAACAAACAAUUGCACGAAACACUGGAAGCGCUGGCCAACGAUAAUUCAGAUAUUGUUAAAAUAUUUUCAAAUACGUCGCCAUCGAAACAAAAAGCACUUCAAUUUAUAAUUAUUUCUGACUUUAAAACUACGGAAUCCAUUAAUAUUAAACCAAAUAUUGCUUUAAUCGGAGGUUUACGCGGUGACCAACCGGUUGGUAGAGAAUUAUUGAUAAGAUUUGCGAGACAUCUCAUCGAAGGCUUUAAACGUCGCGAUCCAAGAGUAGUCCAUCUCUUGCAAACACUUAAUAUUCAUAUAAUGCCUUCAGUUGAUGAUAAAGGUUUUGCACAAUCAAUGGCCGGACAAUGCAAUCGCUCGAUGGACUCCGUUCUUGAUUUAGAAGACAAAUUUUCUGAAGAUUACAACAAUAAGUUUGAUCCAAUCGAAGCACUCAAGAAAAACUUUAUGAUCUAUAAAUAUGUCAGUGGAUUAAGCAUUGAGUCAUUUGAUCUAAAGAUUCAGUUGCCUCUAAUGGUUAAUCCCAAAGAACUGGAUGACAAAUCGUUAUCAUCUGUUGGUUAUAAAAGACUAUAUAGUGCUUACUUUGAUAAUAAUCCUGAAUUAGCUAACGGUUCCACUUGUGAUGCAUCAUAUAAAACGAAAACUUAUAAAAAGUUGUCACACAUUCACACAAAAGGCCAAUCAAUAUUAGACUAUGCUUUCAAUGAAUAUAAAACUUUAAUGAUAUCGGCAUCUAUUGAUUGCUGUUCGUAUCCAUUUCCAUAUAACAUACCUAUGCUUUGGAAAUAUAAUUUAGAAUCAAUUAUGAGUUUUCUCGAAACUAGUAUUACUGGUAUAACGGGUUAUAUAUUGGACUCUUUAAAUGGUGUCCCCAAAGGAUUAUCGGUAUAUAUGGAUGGCUUUGAUGAGGUCAUUGAAAUUGAUCCAAAAACUGGUCGUUUUAAUUUGGUUUUAAAGCCAGGCGUUUAUAGAUUGCACAUCUCAGCUCCCGCUUAUGAAAACAAGACGUUAAACAUUACGGUUGUUGCCAAAGAAAAUAGAAAAGUUAAUGUAAUUCUUGAUUCAAUUGGUUUAUCAUUGAGAUAUCAUAAUUAUGAUGCAAUGGCUACAGUUAUGGCCAAUUUGACCCAACAAUAUCCAGAUAUCACAUCAGUGUAUAGCAUUGGGCAAUCCGUUGAAAAACGAAAAUUAUUGGUUUUUAAGAUUGGCAUUAAAAAUAAAAUAAGAGGCGAUGAAACAGCAAUCAUUAGAUUUAUUGGGGGUCUCAACGGCAAUGAGAGGGCCACCACUGAAAUACUUAUUCAAUUAAUUGAAUAUCUUCUAAGCCAUUAUAAGAAGGAUUCGUAUAUAACUCAAUUGAUUGACAGGGCUAACAUUCAUAUACUACCGAUGGCCAACCCGGACGGCGCAGAAUUAGCACAAAUAGRUCGCUGUGACGGUACUAAAGGUCUUACCAAUGCUAAGGACAUUGAUUUGGAUCAAUCGUUUUAUACGGAUGUCUUAGUGCCGCCCGAAACGCAAGCUAUCAAAAAUUGGACGAAAAGCGAAAACUUUUUGAUUUCACUAAAUUUAAGAACUGGUGGUAAUGUUAUUACUUAUCCAUUCAGUUCAACAGAUUUUGAUAAAAAUCGGAGACCACUUUCCGAGUUAGAUAAACAGUCAUUUGAACACUUGGCUAUGGUUUAUGCCAACGCACACAAGGAUAUGCAUUUGGGAAUCGCCCGGUGCGGUCAUAACAAUAGAAAUCGUCUUAUUAAAAAUGGUUUUACCACUGGAUCUAUUUGGCAUCCGACUAAUGGGACACUACUUGAUUAUGGAUAUAAUGUGUCUAACAUUUAUGAACUUUACAUAUAUAUUGGCUGCUGUGCGAGUCCUCCAGAAUCUCAAUUAAGUGAUUUAUGGCGAAAUCAUAAGAAACCAUUGAUUGAAUUGUUAGGCAAUAUAAACGAUGGCAUUCAUGGCCGAGUGGUCGAUGAAAACGGACUGGGAAUCAGUCACGCGAAUAUUCAUAUUGAAAAUAUAGCCCACAAAGUGUAUACUACUGACAGCGAUGGUCAUUAUAGGAUACCACUGUUUGAUGGUAAAUAUGUGCUCAAUAUUGAUGCCGACGGCUAUUGGCCGUCAACUAAAAUGGUGACCAUAAGCACCGAUAGAGACAACUUGUUUGUCAUCGAUAUGAUGAGCGACACUAGAAUUGCUGGCAUUCCUCGAUCAGUGUUUGUUAUUAUAUGCGGUUCAGCUAUGCUAACGGUGCUCGUCGUGUCGUUGUGUGUCUACAAUAUUUUAAUGCAACAAAAAUAUAAAAAGAAAGGUUUCCAAAGGAUAGGCACCGAUGGUCUACACAUCUUCGAUGAUGACGAUGACGACGAAGAAGAAUUGGAGGAAAAAGCUUCUAAUGAUAAACCAUAUAUUGAUGUCAAGCAAUACAAAGACGUGCCCUCCAGUUCCGAGGAUGAGUUAUAUAAUGUUCAUCAAUGGGGCAAAAAUCAAUUAUAGAUUAAUUUGUUACAUAAAUUUAGUUUUCAAUUUAGUAUUUUAUUAUUUUGUCAAUCUGUCGACUCUAGUCUUCCAUUUCAAACCAGUUUUAUAAACUAAAAAUUAAAAAAAAAUGAUUUUAACUCUACUAUAAACUAUAUUUAUUAAUCUUUUUAUUCUGUAAAUCAUUUUUUUGUUGAUGUUUUAUUUGCAUAAUUAUGUUUUAGUUAAUUAUACAAUUUUAAGAUUUUUUUUAAUUUAUCAAAAUUAUGUUAGCACGGUAAUUUUUUGCUUAAAUUUGUAUAUUUUAAGAGUAAUUAUUAUUAAUUGUACAGUAUCAAUUAUUGAUAAUAAUUGUGUUUUGAGUAAUACAUUCAUUUAAAUUCAAUUGUUAUUUUAAGUAAACAAUAUGAUUAAGUUUGUUGAAUAUAACUUAAUAUAAAAUUUAAUAAUUAUUUCAAUUGAAAAAAUACUUACAUACGGUAUAUUACCGUAGUAAUUUAUGAACUGGGUAAAUGGUUAAAAAUUAAAUGUAUAUUUUGUUUUUAUUAUCAUGUGAUAAAUAUUUUAACGAUAAUUGUAUUUUGUAUUUAUCAAUAUUUUUUUAUAAUUUUUUAGU